Molecule: messenger RNA, 1344 nt
Organism: Trichoderma atroviride IMI 206040
Lineage: Eukaryota; Fungi; Ascomycota; Sordariomycetes; Hypocreales; Hypocreaceae
Source: RefSeq, a predicted model, not a curated record
CUCGUUGUGCUCGAUGAUGAUCCAACAGGAACUCAGACGGUUCACGGCAUCUCUGUGGUGACAACUCAUUCCGAGUCCAUGCUACGAACACAGCUGAAGAGAAAAGAAAGCGGAUUCUUCAUAUUGACAAACACUCGUGCACUCCAUCAUGAUCAGGCCAAAGAUCUUCUUCAGGUGAUCUUGAUCAAUUUACGCGCCGCCGCAUCUAAAGAGGGCGUAGAGAUUGAAGUCGUCACAAGAUCCGACUCAUGCUUGCGUGGGCACUUUCCUCUGGAGCCAGAUCUUGUAAAUCGCAUGAUCGAUCCAGUAGAUGCAUGUAUCCUGGCACCGGCUUUUUUCGAAGGCGGCCGUAUCACAGUCGACGAUGUGCACUACGUACGUGAAGGCGCCAUGCUUGUGCCAGUUGCCGAUACGCCAUUCGCGAAGGACAAAGCUUUUGGAUUCCAGUCGAGCAAUCUCCGAGAAUGGGUUGUCGAAAAAUUUAAAAGAGAAAGAAAACAUGCUCCAGAAGUCACAAGCAUAAGCCUCGAAGAAUUGCGACAUCCAGAUGCGGUAUCUCAAAUUGCUUCCAAACUGGAGCGUCUCUCAAAUUCGGCGGCCUCGGCAACGGUUGGCAUUCCAUUGAUCAUCAUCCUCAACGCAGUCAACUACAACGAUAUGGCGACCUUCAUCGCAGCCAGAGCAAGAACCAAAGCCAGAUUUGUCUACCGAAGCGGUGCAAGUCUUGUUUCGGCGUACCUUGGAAUUGGGAAGUCGCCCCCGUUGUCACCGAAACGCUUAUUCGAAGCGUCCAAUACCAGUAGUAGAGGUGGCUUAAUCAUUGUUGGGUCUUACGUCCCUAGAACCACAGCACAGCUAGAGCACCUGUUGCAGAAGAAUGUGGAAACUCUAAAACACAUCGAACUCGAUGUCGAUGAGAUCCUAGCGGCUUUCCCAGACCAAAGAAUAGGCAUUGUGCGAAAUUGUUCACAUCUUGUGAAUGAUGCAAUCGCUGGAGGAGUGGAUGUUGUCGUGAGCACAAGCCGAAAGCUGGUUAGCAGUGAUGAGCCAUCGGAAAGUCUAAACAUGGGGAAGAUAAUUAGCGAGACGCUUUGCGACAUUACAAGACUUGUGGAGACUAAACCACGAUACAUCAUUGCUAAGGGAGGCAUCACUAGCAGUGAUAUCGCCACCAAGGCUCUCGGCAUUGAGAAAGCUACAGUGCUGGGCCAAGUUGCACCGGGCAUACCAGUCUGGGAAUCAAGCGAUGAUUGCUCCCCAAAAUGGCCAGGACUCCCAUAUGUAGUCUUUCCCGGGAAUACUGGAGAGGAUGUCACUCUAGGCGAUUUAGUGUGGGCUUUUCGC